AUGACAAAUACAAAUAUUCUUUCGACAAAUAAAAGUUAUAUUUGUGCUAAUUGUAAUCAAAUUAUUAAUGAUCGAUAUAUGCUUCAAGCUUUAGAUAAAAUGUGGCAUGAAGAUUGUUUAAAAUGUGCUUGUUGUGAUUGUCGUUUAGGUGAAACAGGUUCAACAUUAUAUUUAAAAGCUAAUUUAAUACUAUGUAAACGUGAUUAUUUACGUUUAUUUGGUAUGACUGGUCAUUGUGCAAGUUGUCAAAGACUCAUUCCAGCAUUUGAUUUAGUAAUGCGUUGUGGAGAACUUGUUUAUCAUUUAAAUUGUUUUUCAUGUUAUGAAUGUCAACAAAAAUUUUGUGUUGGUGAUCGAUAUUUCUUAUAUAAUAAUCAAAUCUUAUGUGAAGAUGAUCAUGAACGAACAAGAAAAGCUUUAUUAUCUUCUUCUACGGAUUCUUCACUUUAUUCAAAGUAA
This is a messenger RNA of Adineta steineri, 459 nucleotides long. Lineage: Eukaryota; Metazoa; Rotifera; Eurotatoria; Adinetida; Adinetidae. The record is from the annotation of a GenBank genome assembly.